UGACGUCUGGAUUUCGCGCUUUCGCAUGACACCUCCCCUCAUCGACGAACAUCAGGCAGCACACUCCACCUAAAUAUAUAAAGCGCAAGAACCUCGUCCGUCUUCUAUCUACUUUCUCUGGUAUCGCUCCGCCCGGUUCACCCAACGCGCGAACCAUGUACGCCGUCGAGGAAAGGUCCCAUCCUGUGCCACCGCCACCUCUCUCUAUGGAUCGCAUUCCUCCCCCGUCUGCUGCGUAUCCAACUCCAGGGUCUGCAGGCCCGCUACGAACAUCCGAACAUCUGGCUCCGAUCGCGACAGUCCAUGAGGGUCGGAUCUGGUCUUUGCAGGUGGUGCAGCAGCCCAUCCGGGCUCGGAUGUGUGGCUUUGGUGAUAAGGACCGGAGACCGAUCACACCUCCUCCAUGUAUCCGCCUCAUCGUGAAAGACGCGCAAACCGAGAAAGAGAUUGAUAUCAAUGAAAUCGACACAUCAUUUUACGUCCUGACAGUCGACCUGUGGAAUGCCGAUGGAACUAGCGAAGUGAACUUGGUCAAGCACUCGGCUUCCUCUCCUUCAAUAUCCACCGCCAUGUCCUCGUCAUACCCUCCUCCACCGCAAAACCUCUCUCCCACCUACCCCUACGCGCAAAGUGCCUACGGCCAGGUCGGGUACCAGAUGAACAGUUACUACCCGGGAAACCCACAGCUGGCAUAUCAAAACCCAUAUGGCGCGAACCCGCAAGCCCCCUACUACCCGCAAUAUUAUCCCGGGGGGCAUAUGCCACCGAACAUGUCACCUGCGCAACCGGUUUCUGCUGGACCUGGGGGCAUGUUCACGCGUAAUUUGAUUGGAAGUCUCAGCGCCAGUGCUUUCCGAUUGACAGACCCAGACAAUAAGAUUGGAGUUUGGUUUAUCUUACAGGAUCUGAGUGUACGGACAGAGGGUUCAUUCCGUCUUAAAAUGAGUUUUGUCAAUGUAGGCACCCAAUCCGCCGAAACGACGAACAGCGCACCUGUUAUCAACCACGGAUCUGCCCCUGUAUUGGCAUCAGUCUUUUCUGAGCCCUUCCAGGUCUUCUCAGCCAAGAAGUUCCCGGGUGUUAUUGAAAGCACACAGCUCAGCAAAUGCUUUGCCCUGCAGGGGAUCAAGAUUCCCAUCCGAAAAGACGGAGUCAAGGGUCCUCGGGGGCGCGGUGGCGACGGAGACGAUGAUGGAGAUGAUUAUGAGUAGGGAAACCGGGGUAUGGAUUCGGAAGUUUGGUUUAUUCUUUUACGCAUAAUGGGUCAAGACGGGGCUUUCGGUCGGUGUUCAGGCGGGGUGUUUUUGGCGGAAUGUAUUGCUAUUAGGACCGGUGCCGUCGGGUUUGAUUUCUCCUGGCUUUUAUGCUGUUUUCUUUUCUAUACCUUACUUUGCGGUAUAUUUGACUGGUCUUAGGCCUGCGUAUAUAAGAUGAAAAAGGAAUACAAGGCUUCACCUAUCCUAAUGGCUUCACCAUCCAUGAAGAUGGAGCGUCAUCCACAAGAUUCAGAUGUUAUACUCUUGACGUAGAUGAUAUUCCAGUUGAUCGACAUUAACCAUGACGAGUAGGUAGAUC
Molecule: messenger RNA, 1575 nt
Organism: Aspergillus wentii DTO 134E9
Lineage: Eukaryota; Fungi; Ascomycota; Eurotiomycetes; Eurotiales; Aspergillaceae
Product: velvet factor family protein
Exons: 4
Coding region: 156-1211 (351 amino acids)
Source: RefSeq, a predicted model, not a curated record